Macrobrachium nipponense is the source of this 3471-nucleotide messenger RNA. RefSeq names its product tigger transposable element-derived protein 1-like. The transcript has 5 exons. NCBI's taxonomy places the organism in Eukaryota, Metazoa, Arthropoda, Malacostraca, Decapoda, Palaemonidae. The record is from RefSeq and is a predicted model, not a curated record. Gene Ontology annotation, molecular function: DNA binding. Gene Ontology annotation, cellular component: nucleus. The coding region runs from base 510 to 2345 and encodes 611 amino acids.
UGGAAGACGCCCUAAACAUGUAAACAAAAACCAACGCCAUUGAUAAGAGGACUUGACCUUUAUCUAAACGUCUACGAAAUCUUCUGUCAAUUUCCCGUCAUAUAAUGCGGCCGUCCCUGGUUAUUGGCUGAUCUGCUUUUAUGGCACCGCGUCCAGUCAUUGGCACCAUAAGCCCAGCAUUGGUGCCAUAAGCUUCUAUGGUGGGCUUAUGGCACCAUUUUUUGGUUAUCGGUGCCAUUUUUUGGAUAUCGGUGCCAAAGUUGUUAUCGGCACCGUAAGAGAGCCACCCUUACGAUAGAGUGGAACUGGUUUCUGAGCAAAACUGAACUGCACUUGAUUGGACGACAACCAUCAAUGAUUGGCUGCCUGGGUCAAUCUCGCAUGCGUCCGGCGGAGGAAUACCAAGCAACCCACAGCAGUAUCAGAAAGCGUGAUUUCUCCAAUCACUUUGGUACCCCCAUAGAACUAGGUUGUCGUCGCAUUGCAGCUUGUACUUGAAUUUUGCCACUAUGUUCAGCAUGGCUCCCAAACGUAAGAAGCCUACAUCCAAUGGAGGGGCUACUAAGAGGAGGAAAGCUAUAACUAUGGAGACAAAAUAUUACAUAAUUAAGCGUUCUGAAAAAGGCGAGACAAAUACUGAAAUUGGCCGUGCCCUUGGAUUGAACAGAACUACAGUUCAGUCUAUAGUCAAGGAUAAAGAACGUAUUUUGCAACACAUGGAAUGUGGUGCUUCUAUGAAGGCUGUCACUACUCAAGGUGCUACUACUAGAAUAGGCAAACAACAUAAUCCCAAUCUUGUGGCUAUGGAGAAGUUAUUGUUGGUCUGGCUCGAAGACCAAAUCCAACGACACGUUCCAGUGGGUAUUGCUUUGAUUCAGGAGAAGGCUAGGGAAUUGUACGAGGUAGUGGUGGAGAAGCAAGGGGAAGGUAGUGCAACCGAAUCGUUUGCAGCCAGCAGAGGCUGGUUUAAUCGUUUCAAGGUCCGUGCAAAUUUGCACAACCUUAAGUUGCAGGGUGAAGUCGCUAGUGCCGACGAGGAAGCAGCAGAAAGAUUUCCUGGUUGUCUUGCUGAAAUCAUCAGGGAAGGAGGCUAUACUGCUGAUCAGGUUUUCAGUGUGGAGGAGACAGGGUUAUUUUGGAAACGUAUGCCUAGUCGUACAUACAUAUCCAAGGAGGAGAAGACGGCACCGGGCCAUAAAGUCAGUAAGGAGAGACUGACUUUGCUUCUUGGGAGCAAUGCCAGUGGUGACUUCAAGCUGAAGCCCCUGUUAGUGUAUUUGGCUGAAAAUCCAAGGGCACUUAAUGGAAUUUUCAAGCCUCAGCUCCCUGUAAUUUGGAAGGCUAACAAGAAAGCCUGGGUCACUGAUGGUAUCUUUGAGGAAUGGUUUAAUGAUCACUUUGUACCAUCAGCUAAGAAGCAUUUGGAGGAGAAGGGUCAGGAAUUUAAGGUCCUGCUGGUGUUGAACACUGGCCCUGGUUACCCUAUUAAUUUGGGUGAGGUUUAUCCCGAAGUGGAGGUAGUCUACCUUCCACCUAAUACUACGUCGCUUCUGCAACCGAUGGGCCAGGGAGUCAUUGGUAGCUUCAAGGCUUACUACACCAGGAGGACAUUUCGCCAUGUCCUCAGUGUCACUGAAAAUAGUGGUGGCAAGUUGGAUGUCAGGCAAGUCUGGAAGACUUACAGUAUUUUAGAUGCUAUCAAGAACAUCGCAGCUGCUUGGAAUGAAGUCAAGAAAUCCAAUUUGAAUGGGGCCUGGAAGAAACUGUGUCCAAAUUUUGUGAUGAACUUUACAGAGUUUGAGAAGGGAGAGUCUCUCGAUGCCGUGAGAAGGAACAUCGUUCAGUAUAGCGAGAGGCUCAAUUUGGGGGUGGAAGCUGAAGACGUGAACGAGCUGCUGGAAUCCCACGGAGAGGAGUUGUCAGCCGAGGACCUCAUCGAGCUGGAGAAGCAGAUGAUCAGGGAGGAGGAGGAAGAGGCCCCAGCCCCAAAGCCCCCCAGGGCAUUAAAUGCUAAGAUUUUGUUACAAGGUUUGGCCCUCAUUGAGGAAGGGCUGUUCAUGAUAGGGGAACAAGACCCUAAUGUGGAAAGGUUCACGAAGUAUGAGAGAGAAAUUCAGGAUGCUAUAACCUUUUACAAGGAGACUGUGAAAAAGAAGCAGAUGAGAGAAAGCAUGCAAGCUCAACUAGAGAAUUUUGACUUCAAGAGCAAGUCUCCAGCACCACCUGCCAUUCUUAACCCAGAAGAAAUGUCCUAUCCUGAUUCCACUACACCUGAAAUAGUAGUAUUAUCUCCACCAACCUCUCCUGGUGUGAUGUAUCUCAAGACGAAAGAUAUGGCACACUGAAGAGUUAUGUCCACAAAAUCUGUUUGUAUUAUCUGCCAUGAGGGUGCAUCUGCAACUUGAAGACUUGUCAGCAACCUUUCAAUGUUACAAAAACUUCUGAACUGUUGUAAAGAGAGGGUGGCGUUAAGUCAGGCCAACCUGAAGAUCAUAACAGACCAUAUAGAAAGUUUGAACAAAACAGAUCAUGCUUCAGUGCAAUAUCAUAGUGAGUUUAGAAAAUCUUAUUGUUAGCAAGGCCAAAACUCGCAGACUUAAAACAAAUACAACAAAUUUAGCUAGCCCUGGUUGCUCUCGCCUUAAGAUCUGGGCGCCUAUCUAGUGAAGUAAAACUCCUGGCCCAAAAGGACCAAAACUGUCCAGAAAGCCAAGGCCUGUAUGUUUGCUUCAUGCAAAUUUUGUUCUGAUGAAGGUCCAGAAGCUCUGCAUCGUGUCUUCUCAGAUAACAUGGAGCACACUUUCUUAAACAUAAAACUGGAAACUCGAAAUGAUCUUGUUAGGACUUCUCUGUCUGACUUGUUCCAAAAGAGAAAUGCAGCUGCACUUGAUAAACACUACCACCGAUAUUGCUUGCAGUAUGCAAAGCGCACCUGUAAUCGAGCAAACGUUGAUGACGUGAGUGUUAUCCUUACCCCGUGUGAUGAAGAGUCCUCCUCAUUGUUUAAAACACCCUUGUUAGUGACGAUGUCUCUGUUACCAUGGCUGAACUGAAUGAUGAAUACCUCUCAGUUUUGGAGAGAUAUCAAGUACAAGUUAGUAGCACAGGAAACUACCGUAAGCACCUGAAAAAUCUAAUUACUGAGUGCCUUCUGAACGUCCGUGUCGAGAAACCAGUUUGAAAUAAUGAGCCCGAAAAGGUCCCAAGCAACACUGAGCAAGGCAAUUAAGUCUUCAGAGCAUGAUAGUGGGGAACUCAUUGGAAAUUUAAAGAACAUAGCUGACAUUUUGCGAGAGGAGAUGCUCCAAUGCAGGGGAUGGUCUUUCAAAGACAGCUUUGAAGACUUUGAAAAUCCUCCACUACUUCAGUUCUUUGUUGGGCACCUUCUUUUCGGCAAGCAUGUUCUCAAGAUGUCAAAGAGCCGCAACCAAGAGGUACACAAAAUCAGUGAUGUAGCAUGCCAGUUUCUGG